AUGCUUGUUAAAGCAAGUAAACGACGUCAUCACGUCACAAAUAAGCCAAAUGAAUUCCCUUUUGGAGGUGAUCCAGAUAAGAAGGAUCUUCCGCAUCGUGAAUGCUUGUUGAAGCAAGUAAACGACGUCAUCACGUCACAAAUAAGCCAAAUGAAUUCCCUUUUGGAGGUGAUCCAGAUAAGAAGGAUCUUCCGCAUCGUGAAUGCUUGUUGA
Arctia plantaginis is the source of this 213-nucleotide messenger RNA. The record is from the annotation of a GenBank genome assembly. Lineage: Eukaryota; Metazoa; Arthropoda; Insecta; Lepidoptera; Erebidae.